AUGAAAAACAAUAUACUAGAAUUCUAAGAGGAUAUAGCUAAUAUAAUUAAAGGAAUAGCAUUCUAUGAUAUUAUUAUAGAAAAUGAAAAGAUUAAAAUUGCUGAAAAUCCAAACUUUGAUCCAUAUGCAGCUUGGUCGCAAAUUGAUUUGAAAUAAUAAGGAUAUGUAGAUGCACAAUACUUGAAUAAAUAUCUAUCGGUUAACAGGAUUGCUGCUAGUGUGAAAGAGUGUCAGUAUAUUUUAAAUUUAUGCACAACGAAUAAAAAUUAAAUGACAUAAAAUGAGUUUAUAAAUUUCAUUCUACCAAAAACCAACACAUAAUUGAAAAAACUCUGCCUUUAAAGAAGAGAAAUGUAACUUUAAAGUAGACAUGCUCACUUUUUGUCUGAUUCAGUUAUUUUAAGAAACUCUGAAUAUUUAGCUUCAGAAAUAUUUUUGUUAGAGAUAAAAGGUUUUAGAGAAAUUGAAGACCUUCGCAAAAAUUUUAAAUCUAAAAAUCAAUACAAUAUAUAGUAAAUAUUUUAAGUAGUAGACAAUGACGGUAGAGGAGUUAUUGAUUAUGAAGUAUUGCAUAAGUUUAUGAAAAAGAACGGCGUUUAAUUCAACGAAGAUGAAUUCAAAGCAUUUAUUUCAAGAACUACUGAAGACGGAGACUCAAAGCUUGAUUACGAGGAAUUAAUAGUUUCUUUAAUGCCAAUUGAUCCCUACAUAUACCCUCACUACAGAGAAUAAUUUAACCCAACUGAAAAUAACUAGUACGUAAUAAGAAAAGCUUAAGAAUUCAAGACAGACGCUCUAAAUCCUCCUGUUUACUUUGAAGUGACAAAAAAAACUUAAAAUAAAAUAAAUAAAUCUAAUUCAUAAGCUAAUAUAAAAUAUUAUUCUUACAACUAUCCGAUUAGAAAAGUGUAUAAUCCUUACGAAAAUGGAAGACCUACAUAUAAUUGUGAUGAAGGAUACAUGGGAUAAUUAAAGAGUUACAGAGAUGCCUAUUAUAACCCAAGCAGAGAAAAUACUAUUUAGUACACAAAUAGAUUCCAAGAAGGAAUCAGAUACCACGAUUAGCAUUUUGAAAAGUUUUACAAAUUCAUACACGACAGAGACUAAAGCGAAUAGUUGUUCAAUAAAUUCGGAAAGAGAUAUGCUUAUGAUGAAAAUAUGAAUCUUAUAAGAGAAUAAAUGCUUGGAUUGGCUGAGCAGUAAGUAAAACCCAAAAAAUAGACAGAUCAGACUUCAGCUAACAGAUCUGUAGCUGAUACUCUAAGAUUUGCUACAAUAGGCAGCAAGACAAACGAUAGUUAAUAUAAAUCAAAUGACAACGUAAGAACUAUUUAAAAUAACAAAUCUAAUGUCGAAGCUAAAAGCAAAUAGUAAUAAGUUGAUGAUAUUGAAGAAUUUGAUGAAUAUUGA
Messenger RNA from Tetrahymena thermophila SB210, 1410 nucleotides. RefSeq names its product EF hand protein. NCBI's taxonomy places the organism in Eukaryota, Ciliophora, Oligohymenophorea, Hymenostomatida, Tetrahymenidae. Gene Ontology annotation, molecular function: calcium ion binding. The transcript has 5 exons. The record is from RefSeq and is a predicted model, not a curated record.